ACUUACUGAUCUUUUGCCACGCCCACCGUCACUUAACAAAUUUACCAACUAAAAUUAUGAAAGCAGAAGAAUAACAAGAAAAACUUCCGUUGAAUUACAAUUUGCAGUACGAUUCUUCAAAUAAAAUGUCACGAACAGCGAGGAACAUGGGAGCAAUGACUACCACGGGAGGCAGGGUAAAAACAAAGUUGACCAAGUCUGGAGACAUGAUUGCGUACAGUGAAGGCGCAGUCAGAAAUAACCACGCCGUCGUUGAGUAUUGUCGGACGUCAAUGAGUGCUCUGUCUGGCGGUACUGCUGGAAUUUUGGGUCUCACUGGCUUCUACGGAUUCGGAUUCUACGUAUUUGCCGUCGUCGGACUAUGGGCUCUCUUGCUUUUGAAGGCAGGCAGUCAAUGGAAGAAAUAUUUUGUAAAUCGGAGAAGUCUUUUGACAAGUGGAUUCAUUGGUGGCCUCUUCACAUACAUCCUCUUUUGGACAUUUUUGUACGGAAUGGUUCAUGUUUACUAGAUUACGAAGUCACCACCAGGAUUGAAUAUCAUCUAUUCCACGUCUUCAUUAUUUAUCGUUACGUUAUUUGUCAUUCCUGUUAUUACCCAAAUUGUUGUGCCUACAAUGCCAAUGAGGGCAAAUUAAAUUCCAACAGGAUUAA
Cloeon dipterum is the source of this 651-nucleotide messenger RNA. RefSeq names its product ER membrane protein complex subunit 6 (gene EMC6). The record is from RefSeq and is a predicted model, not a curated record. Gene Ontology annotation, cellular component: endoplasmic reticulum; EMC complex; membrane. NCBI's taxonomy places the organism in Eukaryota, Metazoa, Arthropoda, Insecta, Ephemeroptera, Baetidae. The transcript is spliced from 5 exons. Gene Ontology annotation, biological process: autophagosome assembly; protein folding in endoplasmic reticulum. The coding region runs from base 126 to 509 and encodes 127 amino acids.